Molecule: messenger RNA, 2100 nt
Organism: Periconia digitata
Lineage: Eukaryota; Fungi; Ascomycota; Dothideomycetes; Pleosporales; Periconiaceae
Source: the annotation of a GenBank genome assembly
ACCCCAUCUCCAAGACAAUCUCGAACACCACGAGCACAAUCAUUUGGGCAUCCAUGCCUUGAUAGUUGGGAGCCUCUUUCUUUUUCUCCUUCUCUUUUUCCCCCUUGUCUUCUCCAACCCUCCUCCGCUUCUCCAAUUCUACCCAACUGUCCACGCUCGCUACUUCUCCAUACCCACACCAUGCCUCCAACACCCCUUAGCUGGAGCACCCUGCCCCGGCGCUUCCAGAUCCUCCUCGGCGGCGUCGUCCUCUUCCUCAUCACAAUCUUCGCUUUGGGCCCGCCCUCGCCUUCCUCUGUCCCGACCCUGGACCAGGUCAAGGACGCUGCCAAGAAUCCCCACCUCCCCAAAGUCGAUGUUUCAUUGCCCACGGUCGAAGAAGUUUUGAACUUGGCCAAACCCUCCCAUAAGGGCCCAGCCAAACAGGCAAACAGCACCGCCGCGAGCGAAUAUCGCCUGAUAAAAUGGAUGUCCGACUUCAAGUGGCGCAAUCCCUACUCCUCCAAAACCACCCUCGACGAGAACAGCGCUGUGCUGCCCCCGCUGCUAGACCGACCGCCCAUCUAUACCUUCUACGAUACACGGGUCAAGAAGGAAAAGGAUCUGAAAGAUGCUGAGAACAGGCUGAUACUGGCAUGGCGACGAGCCUGGUGGGCUCAGGGCUUCAAGCCCCAGGUGCUCUCACGAGUCGAAGCGCUGGCCAACCCCCAUCAUGAACUGGUGCAGCGCAUGCACCUGGCCCCGGAUGUCGAGCACGAGAUCAUGAGGUGGCUAGCCUGGGGGAAUGUAGGAGGCGGCAUUCUCACCGACUGGAUGGCGAUACCAAUGGCUGAGCACGACAAUGCCAUGCUGUCCUUUCUACGGCGGGGAGAGUAUCCAGACCUCUCGCGCAUCGCAUCACUCAACAACGCCGUCUUCUACGGUGCCGAGGCCGCGGUACAAGAUGCACUUAAGAAAGCAACAACCCACGCGCUUCUCGCAAACUCGACCGCAAACUCGGACAAGAUUGCUGAGCUGGCCAAGAAAGAGGGAGGCUUGAUGGUCAACCUGUUGCCCCAGGAAGACGUCAAAGUCGACAAGACGAAGAAUGCCAUCGCCUACUAUUCAAAAUACACCAUGGCAAAAAAGUACGGCGGAAAGGCCAGGGCGAUUGUGGAGAAGAUGACCAACACAACUUCCCCCGAGGGCAUGGAGUUGCUGGCCAACCUGAUCAACGCCCAUUUGCAGCUCACGUUUCAGGAGCUGUAUCCCGAGGGCAUAUCCAUAGUUCAGCCCCUUCCCGAGCACACAACCGCUCUCAUGCACGAAGCUAUCAACAUUGCGCGCAACCUCACACAGUGCCCCGCUUCACCCAUGCCCAAAUCUUGCCCGCCCAAUCGCCAAAACUGCAAACCGUGCGAUCCAGCACACACAAUGAAAAUGCAACUUCAUUCGGCCCUGCAGAACUCGAGCAAACAGUACACCAUCGGAACUGUUCCGCACCCUUACACGCUCACAUCCCUCCACUACGCUCAAGACUCCAUAACCCCCCAAUUCCUCCGCACCGAAGCUCAAGACCGCAACAUGUGGCUUGCGGCCCUGACGUCGCAAAUCGCCACCAAAGAUCACAGCGAACAGUAUCGCCUCGUCGAUUUCAAAGAGCUCGUCGCCGCCCGCGACCGUCCGUCCACCUCGCUCUGGCUUACUGCCGAACGCGUCGAACAAACAGACCUCGACUGGAUCUUCGGCUUCUUCCUGCCGCAGAUCGCCAAAUCCAAAUCCGAUGAUAAAUCUUCUACCCCCGCCGACCUCGUUCUAUCGCCCCGUCCGGGUGAGCCUUUGCCCAACCCCGACGUCAAAGUCCCCGACGAAAGCAAGGUUGAGACGGAAGAGGAGCGACUCAAGAAAGCCCGCGACGUGCUCAAGAGCAAGGACAAGAACCAAAUCAAGGUCGUCGAGGCUACCGAGUUGUGGAACAUGGCUGAUACCGAGGCGUGGAAGUUUUCGCGCGCAUUUGCCGCGCGGAGGCGCAUUGAGCGACUUCUAUGGGAGGAGGCGGAGAAAAAAUUCGCGGGGUCGGAGAAGAGUGUCAAGGGUGCUGGGGGGAGUUGGCAUGAUUAA